AUGGUUGUAUUUAACUGUAAUGCUUGCGGAGAAGCACUCAAGAAAAACCAAGUAGAAAAACAUACGUUACGAUGUCGUUAUUGCGAAGCUUUAUCGUGUGUUGACUGCGGGAAGGACUUCUGGGGAAACGACUACCAGACCCAUACCAAAUGUAUGACAGAGAAUGAAAAAUACUGCGGCAAGAAUUAUGUUGCAAAAGUCAAUAAGGGAGAGGUUAAACAGGAACAAUGGAUUGAGAAAGUACAAAGUGCUAUUGACAAGUCUGUGUCCAAUCCCAAUUUGAAGGGGUUGUUGGAGCGCUUAAAGGACUAUCCAAACAUCCCCAGGAAGAAAAUUAAGUUUGUGAAUUUUCUCAAGAACAGUUUACGAAUUUACAAUGAUUCACUUAUAAAUCAAGUAUGGGAUACGCUAAUGGCAGCCAGUGAAGAGGAUAAUAGCAAGCUGAAUGGCCGUGAAGCAAGCAAACAGAGGGUGAACGGAUCAACAGCUGACACAUGUCAUGUAGAUGGUGGGAAGAAACAAGGGGAGCAGGAGAAAUCUGAUAAAAAAGAAAAGAAAAGUACAAAGGAAGACAUUGAUAAUAAUGAGAAGGGAAAGAAGAAGAAACUUUCAGACAAAGAGAGUACAGAUGUAUUGCAAGAUGUGGGGGAUAUAGAAGCCAAUACUGCUGGACCUAAGUUAAGUAAGAGAGAGCGAAAAGAAGAAAGAAAGAAGAAAGCAAAUAAAAAAGAAAAGAAGGAUAAGAAUGACAACAGUGAUAGCAAAGAAGAAAUAAGAAAAACUAAGAAGAGAAAACUAACAGAGGAUGAUGAAACAACCGAAGAAACAGAAGUGGCUGACAGAAAUAAGAAGACAAAGAACAAAGAUUCUGAACCGGAAGAUUUUGAUGACAAUGAAGCUGAUGACAAAAGUGAUGAAGAGAUACCAGAACCAAAGAAAAAGAAACAGAAAAAGGUCAGGUUCAACUGGGAAGCCACUAUUCUUGAAGUGCUACAGUCUAAGGGUGAGAUGUCACUCAAGAAACUGCAGAAAAAGGUUUUGAAUGAGUUUACCGCUGUGGAUGCUGCUAACUACUCAGAGGACAACCUAAGGGCUAAGUUCAACAAGAAAGUCAACAAGAUAGCACAAGUGAAAGUGUUCAAAGAUAGAGUGAAAUUGAAAUAA
Candidula unifasciata is the source of this 1164-nucleotide messenger RNA. The record is from the annotation of a GenBank genome assembly. Lineage: Eukaryota; Metazoa; Mollusca; Gastropoda; Stylommatophora; Geomitridae.